AUGCGUUAUCCAUGUGCCGGUUUUCCACUGUGUUUAAAAACAUUUGAAAAUGGUCAUGUUUUGUCUGCUCAUCAUUUAUCUUGUGAACAUGCUUUGAAGAAACUAAACGAUCGAAAUCAACAUCAAGAACAGAUUCAAAGUAUUCAACGAAACUAUCUCAAUAAUCGAACGAAAGGAAAUAAAGUUCAGCAAACAUUUACUGGUUUAGAUUAUACACAAAAAUUUCUUGUUCGUGAUCGAUAUCAACUUGGUGGAAAUAAUAAUCCACAAGAAUCUUAUCGACGAAUUCGUCAGCCACCAGAUCCAAGAAUGGUAAUCAUACAAACAAAAUCACAAUCGAUAGAUUUCAGUGGUUACUAUACAUAA
Molecule: messenger RNA, 366 nt
Organism: Rotaria socialis
Lineage: Eukaryota; Metazoa; Rotifera; Eurotatoria; Philodinida; Philodinidae
Source: the annotation of a GenBank genome assembly